AUGGCGCUGCGGGACGAGCACGAUUUCUUAAGCGAGAACGAGCGCCAGUUUCUGGCCAGCUGCCUGCGUCGGCCGCCGCAUAUACGAGCUGAUGGUCGAGAGCUGCUGCAGCAACGUAAGAUUCGGCUGCAGUUCCGUCGCAGCGAGAGUGCGAGCCAAGCCGAAGUUCAGCUCGGUCGGACUCGCGUUAUCGGCAAUGUACAUGGCGAGAUCGUGCCGCCCUUUCCAGACCGCCCGACCGAAGGCUUUCUUCAUUUCUCCGUAGAAUUGUCGCCAAUGGCGUCGCCCAGUUUUGAGGCCUCGGUAUCGGCGGGUCGUGGUGCUGCUUCUUCAGUCGCAGCUGCAGAGCUGGCGCGGCUUGUUGAACGCAGCGUUCGCGAAAGCCGCGCCCUUGAUACGGAAGCGCUUGCUGUGGUGGCGGGCAAAAAAGUUUGGGCCAUUACUUGCCACGUGCACGUGGUUGAUCACGGCGGCAAUCUUGUGGAUGCUGCGUCUCUUGCAGCUAUAGCGGCUCUCAUGCACUACCGGAGACCGGAGGUUGCAGUAGAGAAGGGGACUGAGCACAAUGGUGGCGUCACUGUGUACAGUGUAGAUGAGCGUGCUGCGGUCCCGUUGAGUCUUCAUCACAUUCCUAUCUCCAUUUCAUUUUGCUUUCUGCAACCAGCUGCCAAGAUGCAGGGUUCACAUCGAAGUGAUGACGAUGUUGAUAUGGAUGGUAAGCAUAUCAUCUUCAUGGAUCCGACUGACCGAGAAGAACGUAUUACGGACGCGCGUAUAAGCUUUACAUUCAACUCGUUCCGUGAGCUUUGCGCCGUGCACAAAAUCGGCGGGGCUGCCAUUUCUCCGACUAUCGUGCUGAGCUGUGCAAAUGUGGCGGCAGCUCGUGUUAUUGAGCUGACGACAUUCCUUAAAGAGGAGGAAGAGAAAGCAGACAAAGAGGCUGUGCAGCGUCGGCGCGCAUUGCUUCGAGGUCGAGCGUUCGUCGACGUAUCUUCAACAGUGGACGAAGCUAGCAUCAAGAGAAGCGUUGAAACGGUGGAUCUUGGCGCUAUGACAGAUUUUUCGGUCCUGCAUGCUCCGAUUGCACUGCGAGGUGAUCCUACAAAGGAGGAGGUCACCCAGCAGGUGACGUCAAUGGCGGAAUUGCUGGAGUCGCUUGAGACUGCUGCUGACCUCGCAAAGGAGAAGCUGGUGCAAGCAGCUACGGGUCUUGCAAUGACUGAUGCGGCUCGAAGUGAAUUUCGCCGACUUGCUGGUAGCGAAAAGGUACAAAAUUUGAUCCACGGUGGCGAGGAGGAGCAGCCAAGAUCUUUCCAAUCUGCAGCUAAGCAACUUGUAGCGGACAAUGACAGUGACAGUGAAGAAGAGGGUGGUGUAAUCCAGAGCGAGUUUGGCACAUCUUUGCAAAUGGAGAGAAGUGCGUGUGUGAAGACGAGCAAGAAAGAAACAAACGGAGAGGCAGUGCAGAGCUCUGAUGAAGAUGAGGACAUGGAUCUUAGUGCCGCCGUCAAGCGAAAGUUUAAGUGA
Peronospora matthiolae is the source of this 1527-nucleotide messenger RNA. The record is from the annotation of a GenBank genome assembly. Lineage: Eukaryota; Oomycota; Peronosporomycetes; Peronosporales; Peronosporaceae.